GUAGAUGCGAUUGAUGUGUGUGGUCUGUCACUCAAUGCAUGCAUCGCAUCGCUAGCCGCCCCGCCCGUGCAGUCAGUGCACGACAGAUGGAUGACGGCUUAGACACUGACACAUAUGAGUCCUGUCAGUCAGCUAGUCUACAGCACCACCCGUGCCUGUGAAUUAGCGGUAUGCAUAUGCCAGUCUAAUUGGCUACGGAAGGGUCUAUCUGUCGUGGCUGCUGGUCGUGUGACUCCUCAGUCACUCGCCACACCUGACCUGAAGGGGGGGAGAGACACAGUCCAAUCGUCAUUCAUCGGCAACAAAGGCCUCAAGUGAUGAGGUGUCCUCCAUGCAAUCCUUUACUUGACUUGCCUGCCAAACUUCAAGCGCAUCCAGCACCACGCUAUCGUCUCCAGCUGGCAGUCCACUGCCAUCUUGGUCGUCGUUGCCCUUGUACCUGCACACACAACACCCACACACAACACGCACAUUCACACAUCCACCGUGUGCUAGGUGAGUGGAUGACACACAUCCAUCCAUCCAUCCAUUGAUCCAUCCUCACCCGGCAGGUAUCUCGGUCUUGUCGAUCCAGUGGUGGCACUGGGACAGGUCGGGGACGGCGUGUGCAUCCGCCGCUGGAAAGCGGUACCCCAGCCAGAGUCGGCCGUUGCCGAACGCCAGUUUGCCUGUGUGCUCGUGUUCGUCGUUCUCAAUCCAUCCCGCACGGCCGGCCACCUCCACCUGCUGCAGAUUCUCGGCGAUGGUGAUCUUCUUGGGCUCGUCGAAGCAACCCGACACUGACAACGGCAUGGAAUCGCGUGGCAUGGCAGUCACCAAACAAACACUGCGUAUGUGUCGGUGGGUGUGUACCUGAGAAGAAGAAGAUGGGACAGUCGAAGUAGUUGGUGCUCCUGGGGCCGGGUGGGAGGGCCAACUUGCCGUCCAUGUGGACGCCGAAGAUGUACUUUUUGUGUCGCAGGACGAACAGGAGGCCCUCCUUGUCGCCCACCUUGUCAGGCAGCUUGGUGUAGGUGAAGCCAUAGGCAGCGGACCUGACGAUGGCCAGCAGGUGGUCUCAUUCCACUGCCUGUGUGCUCGUGUCGGCGGGCUGGGGCUGCUUACUUGAAGACCAGCUCGCGUCGGCGGACCGGUUUGCCAAUCAUGCCCAGCACUUUGUUCAUCUCCUCAAGGGUCAGCAGCGACAUGUACAUGUCCUGUCCAGGACAAGCAACCAACAAUUGAUUGAACCGCGCACACACGGGAAUGCGCGAUGUCUCCCCGGCCUGACUGACCAUGUCGGGCAGCCCGAAGCUUCUGAAGUCCUUCAUAAGCUGCUCCUGAUCGUACGCGUGAGGGAUACUGACCACACUUCCACGAGGGGAGAUGCGCUGCCGCCUGGCGAAGUCAACUACCUGUUCACUCAGACACACACACACACAGCCGACUUCAAGCCAAGCCAGCGAGAAGGACACCCACCUACCUUCAUAAAGUUGGACGAUGAAGUCUCGUUACCUACAGCGGCAUUGUCGCCGCCCUCAGACCCCCUGGCAGACAGGCAAGGUGGGGCGGAUCACACCACACCCUUAUUGUCUGUGUAUGUGUCGGUGUGGGUGUGUCUGUAUCUCCCUCACUUGGUGAAACACUUUGCUAGGGCAUUGUCCUGUCCGAGUAGCAGCAAAGUGGCCUCUGUGGUGCUCACAGUGGUCCCAAGCACUGUGGCGCUCAUCACAGGCGUGCCGCCCUCGGGCUUCACCAGCUGCAUGAAAGGGUCCAUUACCCGAUAGAAACGCUCGAGCUCAUCCUUGGUCGCCUGCACACACAGACAGACACACGGACAGACAGACGGACGGACAGACAGGAGAAAUGGACCACUGUGUGUUGCCUGAGCGUCGUGCGGCCUGCUGUUCUGCCUGCGUUGCCAACCCACCUCCAUCUCGGUGAUAGCAGUCUGCAGCGAUCGCAUCUUGUUGUCGAGUGUUCGGUGUUGUUCCUCGCCCUCGCCCUCGGCUUGGCCUUGGCCAGCCAUGUGGGCGUCCUCCUCCUCCUCCUGCUGCUGCUGUUCGUCGGGCAGCUCAAUCUUGAGUGUGGUUUUGUCGAAGAGCAGGCCGUGGUAGGUCCUGAAGGAGGCAUCCUUCUUGUGGUGGUCCUCCCGCAGCGCUAUCUCGUGGUGAUGCUGCUGGUCGCGAUGCAUGAUCACCAUCUCGCCAACCAACCUACACGCAAUACAGAUCAACACAUCAACACAUCAACAAGGCCACAAACGAUGACCUUGACCCAUUUGGUUGUGUCCUGCCGGUGUGUGCCUGUCUGUCUGUCUGUCUGUCUGUCUGUCCUUGUGUGUUUGUGUGUGUGUGUGUGUGUACCAUUCUGCGUAUAGGGGAUCGAUGUCGAGGAAUCGGCGGUCCUUGUCGUCUACGGGGAUGGCGUUUUCAUAGUGCAGCAGCACCUGGGCGAGCAUCGUAUCGCGCACCGCUGGCAGCAACAGCAGCUUGCGGCGGACGGGGAUGACGCGACCGCCGAACUGACCAACACACCACACACAAACACAGAUCAGAUCCCAUGACCCUCAACCUAAUCUGACACAGUCCUUUCCCUCCCCUUGGCUGGCAAUGCUCACAUUGAUCUCGAUCUGGCCGUCAGCUCCCUGCAGCUGCAGCUUGCCUCGUCGGUUGAGGAUCAUCUGGCGAAUGUUAGUCGCGUAGCUCUCGAGCUCCUUCCCAAUCGAAGUGAGUGGGUCGAGGGCACUUUGGUACAGCUUGUCGAGGGACAUGCGCCCGAUGCGCGGCGCCUUGCGCGCAAUGGCAUCUCCCGCAUCGCCGUUCCUGCUCCUCUUCUGCUGUGGAGUGGCCGCGACAGCAGCUGCUGAUGCCGCUGCGGCAGAUCCCUCGGCUUCAGUCGUUCGUCUCUUCCUGCCGGAGCUUGUUGUGCCGGAGCUCAUAGUCGCUUUCUGUUGAGAAGCCAAAGAGGCUUCUCAACACAUCAUUUUUCCCUUUCGC
Vitrella brassicaformis is the source of this 2978-nucleotide messenger RNA. The record is from the annotation of a GenBank genome assembly. Lineage: Eukaryota; Vitrellaceae.